Molecule: messenger RNA, 2550 nt
Organism: Sinocyclocheilus anshuiensis
Lineage: Eukaryota; Metazoa; Chordata; Actinopteri; Cypriniformes; Cyprinidae
Product: calreticulin-like
Exons: 10
Coding region: 106-1341 (411 amino acids)
Biological process (GO): ERAD pathway; protein folding
Cellular component (GO): endoplasmic reticulum; endoplasmic reticulum membrane
Molecular function (GO): calcium ion binding
Source: RefSeq, a predicted model, not a curated record
CCGUCCAAUCAGAGCCAGCCAUCUGUUCCCAGUUUAGAGGCGAGACUGAGCGAAAGAGAGCAGCGCACAGUGAUUUAUGCAGAGUAUAUAUAUUUUACUGCAAAGAUGACAGCGUUAUCUCUACUGGUUAUGGCCGUGUCCAUCGCUUUAAUAACUGCAGAAUCAUCUGUUUAUUUCCGAGAGCAAUUUGAAGACGGUGACACCUGGAGGAGCCGAUGGGUGGAAUCCAAGCAUAAAUCAGACUACGGGAAGUUUGUCCUCUCUGCAGGCAAAUUUUAUGGCGAUGCCAAGAAAGAUAAGGGUCUUCAGACCAGUCAGGAUGCUCAUUUCUACGCGCUGUCAUCCCGCUUUGCUGAUUUCAGCAACAAGGAUCAGCCCCUCGUGAUCCAGUUCACUGUAAAACACGAGCAGAGCAUUGACUGUGGUGGAGGCUACAUCAAACUUUUCCCAUCAGACCUCAAACAGGAAGAUAUGCAUGGAGACUCCACAUAUAAUAUCAUGUUUGGUCCUGACAUCUGUGGCCCUGGAACCAAGAAAGUACAUGUAAUCUUCAAUUAUAAAGGCAAAAAUCAUUUGAUCAACAAAGACAUUAGAGCCAAGGAUGAUGAAUACACCCACCUGUACACGUUAAUUGUCAAUCUUGACAACACUUAUGAAGUCAAGCUUGAUAAUAAGAAGGUAGAGUCUGGAUCUUUGGAAGAAGACUGGGACUUCCUGCCUCCCAAAAAGAUCAAAGAUCCCGAAGCGAAAAAGCCUGAGGACUGGGACGAGAGGGAGAAGAUCGAUGACCCUGAUGACAAGAAACCAGAGGACUGGGACAAACCCGAGAACAUCCCUGAUCCUGAUGCCAAGAAGCCUGAUGACUGGGACGAUGAGAUGGAUGGGGAGUGGGAGCCGCCCAUGGUCACCAAUCCAGAAUACAAGGGUGAGUGGAAACCCCGCCAGAUUGACAAUCCUGCUUACAAGGGGAAAUGGGUGCACCCUGAGAUUGAUAACCCGGAGUACACAGCUGACAACGAAAUCUAUAACUACGAUAGCAUCGGAGUGAUUGGACUGGACUUGUGGCAGGUGAAAUCUGGCACAAUUUUUGACAACUUCCUCAUUACUAAUGACCCUAAGUUGGCAGAAGAGGUUGGCAAUGAGACUUGGGGUGCCACAAAGGAUGCUGAGAAGAAGAUGAAGGAAGGUCAAGAGGAGGAAGAGAGAAAGAAGCAUCAGGAAGAGGAAAAGACAAGAAAGGAGGAGGCAAAGCAUGAAGAGGAAGAAGAAGAUAAGGAAGAGGAGGAAGAGGAAGAGGAGGAGGAAGAGGAAACAGACUCUAAACUCAAAGACGAGUUGUAGAUUUCAACAGGAACUUGUGAAGAAAUGCCCCAUGACUAAUGGGGUACAAGGCAGAGAACUGGACUAAUGCUGGACAUUCCUUUUCGUUGUCUGUCGGAUGAUUCCGGCAGGAUUGAUUUUUUUGUCUCAUUCCACUACUACAAACCUAUUUUUAGAUUAACUUUUUUUCAUCAUUUUCAUUUGCAUGAUGUCAAGCAAAGUCCCAAGCAUUUUCAGUCGGGCAGGGUUGAAGGCAGCCAACAUGAAAAUCCCCAUCUGUAGUGUGAGAUACCACGAUCCAUAAAAAUUCAACGCUCAUGUUUACAAAUGUCAGAUAUCCUGUUUGCUAAGCAAUUCUGUGACAUGAAACUUGAAUCAUAAGCUACAAUACACUAGAAUACUUACCUCAAAAAACAUUAUCGUUAUCGAUUUUGUUGAUAAUAUGGAGCAAAUUUGAGGUACUGUUGCCGCCAUUUCGUUCCCAUUGCACUUCUGUUACAGAAUAUGCCAGGUUGUUUAGAUAGAUGUCAUCUCAUCUACAGCAUUUUGGCUUGACACAGUUUUGCGUGUGUGAGUUUGUGAGAGAGAGUCCUCACUUUAUUGCAUGUUUCAUCUUAACCCAAACCUCAAUUUCAUUACCUUUUCCUCGCUCUUAAUAUCAAUCUAUCAGUGACCAGGUUAAAAUCUUGGUCGUGUACUUUCCUAAACACUAUGUGGAUCUCACAAGCUGAUACAAUUUUGAUCUUACCCUGGUCAGCAAGCAAAUUCCGACUCACCUGGUUUCUCAAGAGUCAAAAUGAAGAAUUUCCAUGUCUGACUGACUGAAUAUUUGGGGAAAGUGAAUUAAUAUCAACAACGAUUUCUCUGAGUAGCUGCAAAACUCUUGUGUGUUUGCUUUGGUUCUUUUCAUUAACUGAAUUGCUGAUUUAUUGAAUUCGGCAAAUAUGGUAAUCGGGCCGAAGCUGAACCUGUGGAGUGAGGAAAAAUGGAAAGCUUGUGAGAUUUCAAAGGGUGUUACGAGGAAAGUUCCAUAGCGAUUCUAGUAACACUUCUGCUCUCCAACAAGAGAUUUCACAGCCAUUGUGAAUAUUGCACUGCUGUACUGCUUCAAUCAGAUACUUCUCCCAGCAAAACAGAUUGUGACCUUUUUUUUUUUUAAAGAUAUAUUUUGUACUUUUUGUGUUUGAAGGACGUUCCUUGACAUAUUGAGAAGUAAAGCUCUAGUAUGAA